CUCUCAGAUCUGCCGCUUCACCUCAGAUGCCAAGGACAAGCCGAUUGGCUGCUCGGUGGCCAUCAGUACGUACAGCAUGUUGGGACACACCACCAAGAGGUCUUGGGAGGCAGAGAGAGUGAUGGAAUGGAUGAGGUCCCAGGAGUGGGGUCUCAUCAUCCUGGACGAGGUGCACACCAUCCCUGCUAAGAUGUUCCGUCGCGUUCUGACCAUUGUCCAGGCCCACUGUAAGCUGGGUCUGACCGCUACGCUGGUCCGAGAGGACGACAAGAUCGUUGAUCUCAACUUCCUGAUUGGGCCCAAGCUGUUCGAGGCUAACUGGAUGGAGCUCCAGAACAACGGAUACAUCGCUAAGGUCCAGUGUGCUGAGGUGUGGUGUCCGAUGUCUCCGGAGUUUUACCGGGAAUACGUGGCCAUCAAGACGAAGAGACGUAUUCUCCUCUACACCAUGAACCCCAACAAGUUCAGAGCCUGUCAGUUCCUCAUCAAGUUCCACGAGAGACGCAACGACAAGAUCAUGGUGUUCGCCGACAACGUCUUCGCUCUGAAGGAGUACGCUAUCCGCCUCAACAAGCCCUACAUCUAUGGCCCCACCUCUCAGGGAGAGAGGAUGCAGAUCCUACAGAAUUUUAAACACAACCCCAAGAUCAACACCAUCUUCAUCUCCAAGGUGGGUGACACGUCCUUUGACCUCCCCGAGGCUAAUGUUCUGAUCCAGAUCUCCUCUCAUGGGGGUUCUCGCAGACAGGAGGCUCAGAGGCUGGGCAGGGUGCUGCGAGCCAAGAAAGGUAUGGUCGCUGAGGAGUAUAAUGCCUACUUCUACUCGUUGGUGUCUCAGGAUACUCAGGAGAUGGCCUACAGCACCAAGAGACAGAGGUUCCUAGUGGACCAGGGAUACAGCUUCAAGGUCAUCACUAAAAUGGCGGGGAUGGAGGAGGAUAAUCUGAUGUUCUCCUCCAGAGAGGAGCAGUAUCAGCUGCUCCAGAAGGUUCUGGCUGCUACAGACCUCGACGCAGAGGAGGAAGUGGUCAUCGGAGAGAAUGGACGGCCAAUGUUCCAGCGGAGACCUGGUACCAUGAGCUCCAUGUCCGGGGCUGAUGAUUCUGUCUACAUGGAGUAUCGCUCUAGAGGCAGCCGGGCCCACCUGGGUAACAACAUCCACCCGCUCUUCAAGCGCUUCAGGAAGGGCCCGUAGGUCUCUGCUCUAAUCUGCUGCACUAUAUAGGGAAUAAGGUGUUACUGUGGGAUACUGCCGGGGUGUUGUGGAAGGGAUUCCUAGACUCAGGUCAGACGAGAGGUAACCGCUAUAGACCCUGGUAGGACGAACAUGUUCCCUGUGUGUUUCAGAGAGAACCCAGUUCUGCAUCACCACCAUAACCUCAGUUCUAGGGGUUUUUAGUUCUUCAGAGAGGGAUACUAAAUGUGGUCUUUUAUCUGUCUCAUAUUUCAUUCAUGUGUUUUUGUUUUUUGUCUUGACAUGAAAUGCUUUUCAAAUAAAACAGGAAUGUUUGGGA
This is a messenger RNA of Oncorhynchus kisutch (coho salmon), 1514 nucleotides long. Its product is annotated as general transcription and DNA repair factor IIH helicase subunit XPB. Gene Ontology annotation, cellular component: nucleotide-excision repair factor 3 complex; transcription factor TFIIH holo complex; transcription preinitiation complex. The coding region runs from base 77 to 1195 and encodes 372 amino acids. Gene Ontology annotation, molecular function: hydrolase activity; 3'-5' DNA helicase activity; ATP binding. NCBI's taxonomy places the organism in Eukaryota, Metazoa, Chordata, Actinopteri, Salmoniformes, Salmonidae. The record is from RefSeq and is a predicted model, not a curated record. The transcript has 9 exons. Gene Ontology annotation, biological process: nucleotide-excision repair; transcription initiation at RNA polymerase II promoter.